GCAUUCCUCCCACCGUCAUCCGGCAGAAACUUUCUCUACGAACUCAGCGAUCAUCAAAAACUAUUCUGAGAAAACGGUGUUUGAAUGGCCAACCUAAUUGAACAAUUCUACGUUUCUUUUGUUAUUAGCUAGCAAAUCAAACAAACAAACGUGAAGCUGAAAUGAAAGAACAGGAGCUAUUAUAUGGCGACAUCAAUUUAUUUGAUAUUCCUGGACGAACACCAGUUGAAUUCGCAAGAAAUAUAUUAAAAUCAAUAUUUACAACCGAUGAGUUAACAACAAAAAAAAUACCUGGAAACUUAAGAUUGAAAAAGCUUAAUAAAGACGAAUUAGAACAACAGCAAUUAGAUGAAGUCAAAAUUCGUUUAAUUCAAAGUAAGCGUUGUUUUAGUAACAGUUACUCAGAGUCGUUAGAAGCUGUACAGAAGACGCCUUUUUCCCCUAUUUUUUCAGAACUAACAAUUUUUC
Didymodactylos carnosus is the source of this 468-nucleotide messenger RNA. Lineage: Eukaryota; Metazoa; Rotifera; Eurotatoria; Philodinida; Philodinidae. The record is from the annotation of a GenBank genome assembly.